Messenger RNA from Rhinichthys klamathensis goyatoka, 913 nucleotides. RefSeq names its product BCL2 like 10 (gene bcl2l10). The record is from RefSeq and is a predicted model, not a curated record. The coding region runs from base 16 to 699 and encodes 227 amino acids. Gene Ontology annotation, cellular component: mitochondrial outer membrane. Lineage: Eukaryota; Metazoa; Chordata; Actinopteri; Cypriniformes; Leuciscidae. Gene Ontology annotation, molecular function: protein heterodimerization activity; protein homodimerization activity. Gene Ontology annotation, biological process: regulation of apoptotic process; extrinsic apoptotic signaling pathway in absence of ligand; intrinsic apoptotic signaling pathway in response to DNA damage. The transcript is spliced from 3 exons.
CAAUGGAACCGCGUCAUGACGCAGGAGGCGUGGUUAGUGAAGAGGCGUGCAUCGUGCUUUACGUUGAUAAGGAGUGACGGAAGAUCGUUCUGCUACGAGAGAUAUAUUACUGACUGCUGUUUUCUCAACUGUCGGUGGAGAGCGCAGUCUGACAUCGCUGGGAGGAAAAUGUCCUGUUGGUUGAGGGAACAGACUUUGUUGCUGGCAGAAGAUUACAUCAGUUUCUGCAGCGGGAUCCAACAGACGCCUCCCAGCGAGUCAGCAGAGGCCAUGAGAUACCUGGCCAAAGAGAUGGAACAACAGCACAGAACCAAAUUCCGAUCCCUCUCCCAGGAGUUCCUGGACACCUGCAGAUCAGAUCCCAGCAAGUGUCUGCAGAGCGUCAUGAGGGAACUGGUUGGAGAUGGAAAACUGAACUGGGGAAGGGUGGUCUCCAUCUUUACUUUCACUGGAGUGCUGACCAGUGAGCUACUGUCCAGAGAAGAGAACUCUGAGUGCCCCAAGAGACUGGCUGAGACCAUAGCUGACUACCUAGGAGGGGAAAAGCAAGACUGGCUGGUGGAAAAUGGAGGAUGGGAGGGAUUCUGCAGGUUUUUCCACAACGCAAAACAGCUGAACCAAGAGUCCUCGAUGAAGACGGCACUGUUUGCAGCAGCAGGAGUGGGUUUAGCUGGUCUAACCUUUCUCUUAGUACGCUGAUGAUUUUAGAUUCUCUCGCUCUUUUUCUCUUUCACACACAACACACCUGCUCUCUGUUUUCUGUCGUAUGGCUAAGUCAAAACCGUUCUUCAAGAGAAACUGGUCUUUGGGUUCUCAGCCGAAUGUUUUUGCACACUUUGUUCCAUGUCCUUGCCUGUAAUUACAGCAAACAGUCAUUCCUGUUGAUUGUACACUCUUCACAUGGCCUUCUGGA